GCAACAGUGAGGCGCUAAGCAACUUGAAACAACAGAAAGAAGAUUUAGAACACUGGCUUCAGUGUCAGAGCUGGAUUCAGGGACCACUCCUGCCUCUUGACCUCACCUGUUCAAUAGGUGUAAGAACUGUCACCAUCGUUUCUUGAAAACUUACUGAAAUGCCAGCUGAAGAUAGGCACCAAAGUUUAGGUGAUUGGACAAAGGUCACCUAACUAACAGUAGCUUCUUCACAGAGGCAUCAAGUUAAGCAUGACAAAGUAAGAGAAUAACAGAUACUCCAGAGGUUCAAGGUGAUUUUCAGUUGACAGCAGCAACCUCUUGGCUUUUUUUCCUCCUCACGUUAUGCCUUCCUAAGACUCAGUGUUCCCCAGAAGGAGGACACAAUGACCAAGUUCAAGGAGAUGGUGACAUUCAAGGACGUGGCUGUGGUCUUCAGUGAGGAGGAGCUGAGGCUGCUGGAUUCUGCCCAGAGGAAGCUGUACCAAGAUGUGAUGCUGGAGAACUUCAGGAAUGUAGUCUCAGUGGGACAUCAGUCCAUCACACCAGAUUUAGAGAGGCAAGAACUUUGGAUGAUGAAGGUGGCAACUCAGAGUGGUAACUCCCCAGGAAAUAAGAAUCUAAGUGAGAUGGAGACUCUCCAAGAAGUCAAAUUAAGGUAUCUGCCACAUGACGAGCUUUUCUAUUCACAAAUCUGGCAACAGGUUACAGGGGAGUUAACUGGGCAUCAAGAUUCCAUGAGAAAUAUUCAAGGCACUGGCUCUCGGUUGAAAAAACAAGAUGUUACAUCCUCUGAAGAUGUGUUCAGGAAAUGCUAUAACCAGGAUUCAUGUCUUCAAGUUCACCACAGAAUCCAUGUUGGUAAAAAACCUUACAAAGGGGAGGCAUGUGAGAAAAGUUCAACUUGGGAUUCUCAUCUUCAGGUUAACCAGAGAGCCCACACAGAAGAUAAGCCCUACAAAUGUGAAAAAUGUGAUAAUACCUUCCGUCGGUUUUCCAGUCUUCAGGCCCAUCAGAGAGUGCACAGUAGAGAGAAAUCAAACAAAUCCGAUGCAUUGUGUAAGGGUUUCAGUCAAAAGUUGCAAUUUCACCAUCAUCAGAGAGUUCCUACAGGGGAGAAUCCAUACAAGCAUGAGGGGCAUGGGAGGAAUGUCCAAAAAAGCUCCUAUUGCCAAGGUCCUGUGGUAGUCCACGCAGGAGAGAAGCCCUAUAAAUGUGAGGAGUGCGGAGUGAGCUUCAGUCAGAGCUCUUAUCUUCAAGUCCAUCAGCGAGUCCACACUGGAAAGAAACCUUAUAAAUGUGAAGAGUGUGGGAAGGGCUUCAGUUGGCGGUCACGACUACAGGCCCAUCAGCGAAUCCAUACUGGAGAAAAGCCAUACAAAUGCAGUGCAUGUGGCAAGGGCUUCAGUUACAGCUCACACCUUAACAUUCACUGUAGAAUCCACACAGGAGAGAAACCCUAUAAAUGUGAGGAGUGUGGGAAAGGUUUCAGUGUGGGAUCACACCUUCAAGCCCACCAGAUAAGCCACACUGGGGAGAAACCAUACAAGUGUGAGGAGUGUGGCAAGGGUUUCUGUCGGGCCUCAAAUCUUCUGGACCAUCAGAGAGGCCAUACUGGAGAGAAACCGUAUCAAUGUGAUGCUUGUGGCAAGGGCUUCAGUCGUAGCUCAGAUUUUAACAUUCAUUUUAGAGUCCAUACGGGAGAAAAGCCCUAUAAAUGUGAGGAGUGUGGUAAGGGCUUCAGUCAGGCCUCAAAUCUUCUGGCCCAUCAGAGAGGCCACACUGGAGAAAAGCCAUACAAAUGUGGUACAUGUGGGAAGGGCUUUAGUCGGAGUUCAGAUCUUAACGUUCACUGCAGAAUCCACACAGGAGAGAAACCCUACAAAUGUGAAAAGUGUGGCAAGGCCUUCAGUCAGUUCUCAAGUCUUCAAGUGCAUCAGAGAGUCCACACUGGGGAGAAGCCAUACCAGUGUGCCGAGUGUGGGAAGGGCUUCAGCGUAGGCUCACAGCUCCAAGCCCACCAGAGGUGCCACACUGGAGAGAAACCAUAUCAGUGUGCCGAGUGUGGGAAGGGCUUCUGUCGGGCCUCAAAUUUUCUGGCUCAUCGUGGAGUCCACACCGGAGAAAAACCAUACCGAUGUGAUGUGUGUGGAAAGCGUUUCCGACAGAGAUCCUACCUUCAAGCCCACCAGAGGGUCCACACUGGAGAGAAGCCAUACAAAUGUGAGGAGUGUGGGAAGGUCUUCAGUUGGAGCUCCUACCUUCAAGCCCACCAGAGAGUGCACACUGGAGAAAAACCAUACACCUGUGAGGAGUGUGGGAAGGGCUUCAGUUGGAGCUCAAGUCUUAUAAUUCAUCAGCGAAUCCAUGCUGAUGAUGAGGGAAAGAAGUCUCAUAGAUGUCUUGAGUGUGGAAAAAGCUUCAGUAAUAGCUCAGGUCUUCAUAAUCAUCAGAGAGUUCACAUGAGAGAGAAACACUACAAGUGUGAUGUAUGUGGAAAGAAAUUCAAUCAGAGGUCCCACCUGCAAACUCACCUAAAAGUACACACUGUAGAGAAACCAUUUAAAUGUGAGCAGUGUGGGAAAGGCUUCCGUCACAGAUCAACACUAAGUGCUCAUUGCAAAGUCCACACAGGGGAGAAACCUCACAUUUGUCAGGAAUGUGGGCAGGCCUUCAUUAAGGCUUCCAACCUUCAGGAACAUCAGAGAAUCCACACAGGGGAAAAACCAUUUAAAUGUGAUAUAUGUGGUAAGAACUUCUGUUUAAGAUCAACACUUAGAGGGCACCUCAUGGUGCACACAGGAAAGAAACCGUUCAGAUGUGAUACCUGUGGUAAGAGCUUUUAUCGGAAAUCAGCCCUAAAUACUCACUGCAUGGACCACACAGGAAAGAAGCCAUACAAAUGUGAGGAGUGUGGGAAGAGCUUCACAUGGUCCUCGUUUCUUUUGAGACAUCAGCGAGUCCACAGUGGAGAAAAACCUUUCAAAUGUGAGAAGUGUGGGAAGAGCUUUGGCUGGGCCUCUGAUCUUUUGAGACAUCAGAGACUCCACAGUGGAGAAAAACCAUCCAAAUGUUAGGCAUAUGGGAUGGGAUUUAUUCAGAAUUCACAGCUUCGUUACCAUAGGAGAGUCAAAAAAAAGGAGAGCCUUGAAAGUGUGAGGAGUGGGGAGAGCUUUAGCCAGGCAUCAGUUCAUUGAAUCAGAGACUUCACACCGGAGAAGAAUCAUUCAAAUGCAAAGAGUGAGGGAAGAGCUUUGGACACAGUUCAUACGUGGAAGUCCACCAUGGAAAAAUACCUUACAAAUCAAGGCCCGUGGGAAGGAUUGCAUGUGGAGCUCAAAUCUUGAUCUGUGUUUGAAGGUCCACACAGGAGAUAAGCCAUGCAGGUAUGGAGAGUGUGGUAAUUGCUUCAGUCAACCUCGAAUUUCAACUGCAUUAAACUCCCCCCACCUCCAGAAUUACCUUGGAAAUGUGAUACAUGUGGUAAAGAUGUUAGUUGAUCUUCACAACUGGUUUUUUUUUUUCUUCAUCAAUGAAUUUUAUACUUCCAUUUGUUUUUAUGAUACUAGUUACUAUUAUUUGAUUAGACUGAGUAUCUCUGUUUAAGUCAAUGAUUUUUUAUUUAAAUAAUGUUUAAAAACUACUGGAAUCAUAAU
Molecule: messenger RNA, 3653 nt
Organism: Sciurus carolinensis (gray squirrel)
Lineage: Eukaryota; Metazoa; Chordata; Mammalia; Rodentia; Sciuridae
Product: zinc finger protein 45-like
Exons: 8
Coding region: 384-3074 (896 amino acids)
Biological process (GO): negative regulation of transcription by RNA polymerase II; regulation of immune system process; regulation of cytokine production
Cellular component (GO): nucleus
Source: RefSeq, a predicted model, not a curated record